This is a messenger RNA of Candoia aspera, 7177 nucleotides long. It is a transcript of the gene COL5A2, whose product is annotated as collagen type V alpha 2 chain. Gene Ontology annotation, molecular function: protein binding; extracellular matrix structural constituent conferring tensile strength. The transcript has 54 exons. Lineage: Eukaryota; Metazoa; Chordata; Lepidosauria; Squamata; Candoiidae. Bases 350 to 4843 code for a protein of 1497 amino acids. Gene Ontology annotation, cellular component: collagen type II trimer. The record is from RefSeq and is a predicted model, not a curated record. Gene Ontology annotation, biological process: notochord development; collagen fibril organization; skeletal system development.
GUCCUGAUUCGAUUGUUUACCAUCAAUCACGCGAUUCCUUGCCAGGGACUGGAUGAUUAUUAGCCUGAAGACGCUGAAAGGGGGCAGGCAAAGAACUGGAGGCAGCAUUCUUCCUAUUUAAAGCUGCAUCACUUGAGGGGAGAAAAGUGUUUGCAGGCGGUGCAGGAACCAGAGCUGGUUAAAAGGAAAAAGCAAGCAAGAGGGGAGCUUGCAGGCUUUCCAUGUGUCCUGUGGGAGUGCUGAAAGAAAAGAGCUGGCUUUAUGAUGCCCAAAUAAUUUUUUUUACACUUUUUUUUUGCACUUUUCCUCGCCUCAGGACGAGGAGGAUAUACAUGUCUAAUAUUUAGACAUGAUGGCCAUCUGGACCCAAAGAAGAACAUUUGUCAUUCUUAUUGCUUUUCUAGGACAUUUGGGGACGAUACGAACACAAGAAGAGGACGAGUUUGAGGGGGACAUAGAAGAUGAAGAAAUCGCCUGCACUCAGAAUAACCAGGUGUAUCUGAACAGGGACAUCUGGAAACCUUCAUCAUGCCAGAUUUGUGUCUGUGACAAUGGAGCCAUUUUGUGUGAUGUGAUUCAGUGUCUUGAAGUACUGGAAUGUGAAAACCCACAGGUUCCCGCUGGAGAGUGCUGUCCCUUGUGUCCAAACACAGCCCAGAAUGGAUUUGAAGGUUCUAUUGGUAGAGGACUGAAGGGUCAAAAAGGAGAACCUGGAGUAGUCCCAGUGGUUACAGGUAUAAGAGGACGGUCUGGACAACCUGGACCUCCAGGUUCACAAGGACCCAGAGGAGCUCAAGGACCAAAAGGAAGACCGGGUGGCCGUGGUCCUCCAGGAAUGGAUGGGGAACCUGGUGUACCUGGACAACCUGGUGACCCUGGGCCUCCUGGACAACCAUCCACAGGGCCAGAUGGCAUCGGCAGACCAUUUACAUCUCAGAUGGCAGGGCCAGAUGAUGGAUUUUCACCCGUGAUGAUGCCUGGUCCAGUGGGUCCUGUGGGUCCAAGAGGAUCUCCAGGUCAACAGGGGAAACCAGGUUCUGUUGGGCCCCCAGGUCCUCCAGGUGAAUUUGGUGACUCAGGACCCAUGGGUCCACCUGGUGUUCGUGGCCCAGAAGGUCCUCCAGGAAAACCUGGUGAAGAUGGUGAAUCUGGCAGACCAGGGCAAUCUGGAGAAGUUGGAUUUCCAGGAUCUACAGGCCCUCGAGGUUUUCCUGGUGCACCAGGUCUUCUGGGUUUAAAGGGCCAAAGAGGAGAGAAAGGACUUGAAGGCCCUAAGGGUGAAAUUGGAGCUACUGGAUCUAAGGGUGAAUCAGGUCCAUCAGGGCAGAUGGGUGCAACAGGUCCUAUGGGUCCCCGAGGGAUGGCAGGAGAAAGAGGACGAAUUGGACCACAGGGUGCUCCAGGGGCUCGUGGUUCAUAUGGUAUGCCUGGGAAGCCAGGGCCAGGAGGUCCUCUUGGUAUACCUGGUUCACCGGGUUUUCCUGGCAUACCUGGCAUGAAGGGCGAAGCUGGUCCAACAGGUGCACGUGGUCCAGAAGGUCCUCAAGGACAAAGAGGAGAAACAGGCCCCCCAGGUCCCACAGGAUUAUUUGGUCUUCCUGGUGCCGUAGGUACAGAUGGUUCCCCAGGUGCUAAAGGGCCUUCCGGAUCUCCAGGAACUUCAGGGCCACUUGGCUUAUCAGGUCCACUUGGUUCUCCAGGACCACAAGGCAACACAGGUCCUCCUGGCAUUCGAGGACAAAUGGGAGAUCCUGGUGUUCCAGGGUUCAAAGGAGAAGCUGGGCCCAAGGGAGAACCCGGUCCCCAUGGCCCCCAAGGACAAAUUGGACCUGUUGGUGAAGAAGGGAAAAGAGGUCCUCGUGGUGACCCAGGAUCAGUCGGUGUUCCUGGACCUGUUGGAGAAAGGGGUCCUCCUGGCAACCGUGGCUUUCCAGGAUCUGAUGGUUUGCCAGGACCAAAGGGGGCUCAAGGGGAGCGAGGUGCUGCAGGGGCUCCAGGCCCUAAAGGAAGCCAAGGGGAUCCUGGUCGCACAGGUGAACCUGGCCUCCCAGGUGCCAGGGGUCUGACAGGGAAUCCUGGAGUCUCAGGUCCGGAAGGGAAACCUGGUCCUUUGGGUGCUCCAGGAGAAGAUGGUCGGCCAGGCCCAGCAGGUUCAAUCGGAAUUAGAGGCCAGCCAGGUAGCAUGGGUCUCCCUGGGCCAAAAGGCAGCAGUGGGGAUCCUGGAAAACCUGGAGAAGCAGGAAAUGCUGGUGUCCCAGGGCAGAGAGGGGCACCUGGUAAAGAUGGUGAAGUUGGCCCUGCUGGUCCUGUUGGUCCCCAUGGACCAGCAGGUGAAAGAGGGGAACAAGGUCCUCCAGGUCCUACAGGCUUUCAGGGCUUACCUGGUCCUCCAGGCCCUCCAGGGGAGGGGGGAAAGCCAGGUGAUCAGGGUGUUCCUGGUGAUUCUGGAGCGCAAGGUCCAUUAGGUCCAAGGGGAGAACGUGGCAAUCCAGGGGAAAGAGGAAACCCAGGAUCAUCUGGUCUUCAGGGUGAAAAGGGUAUGGCUGGUGGUCAAGGUCCAGAUGGUCCAAAGGGUAAUCCAGGCCCCUCAGGAACCCCAGGGGAUCAAGGCCCUCCUGGUCUUCAGGGAAUGCCAGGAGAGAGAGGCCUGGCUGGAGCCCCUGGCCCCAAAGGUGAUCGGGGCAGUGUAGGAGAAAAAGGAGGCGAAGGCACGGCUGGCAAUGAUGGGGCCAGAGGGCUCCCAGGUCCAUUAGGCCCCAUUGGCCCUGCAGGUCCGGCUGGUGAAAAGGGUGAACCUGGUCCUCGAGGUUUAGUUGGCCCACUAGGCUCCCGUGGAAAUCCUGGUUCCCGUGGUGAAAAUGGCCCUACUGGACCAGUUGGAUUUGCUGGCCCUCAGGGUCCCGAUGGUCAACCUGGUGUGAAAGGUGAACCUGGGGAGCCUGGGCAGAAAGGAGAUGCUGGAUCCCCAGGACCUCAAGGUCUUGCAGGUUCUCAUGGUCCACCAGGCCCUUCUGGGGUUCCUGGACUCAAAGGAGGCCGUGGUACAAAAGGACCCCCUGGUGCUACAGGUUUUCCUGGAUCUGCUGGAAGAGUUGGACCCCCAGGACCUACAGGAGCUCCUGGUCCAGCUGGGCCUCUUGGUGAACCAGGCAAAGAAGGUCCUCCCGGUGUUCGUGGAGAUCCUGGUGCUCAUGGUCGAGUAGGAGAUAGAGGGGCAGCAGGACCACCUGGCAGUCCUGGAGACAAAGGAGACUCAGGAGAAGAUGGACAACCUGGUCCUGAUGGCCCCCCAGGUCCAGCUGGAACUACUGGGCAGAGAGGCAUUGUGGGAAUGCCAGGCCAACGUGGAGAGAGGGGCAUGCCUGGCCUGCCAGGCUCUGCAGGAACUCCUGGAAAACAAGGUCCAGCAGGACCAUCAGGGGACAAAGGUCCUUCUGGGCCCAUAGGUCCUCCAGGCGCCCAUGGUCCAGUGGGUGAAGCAGGACCAGAAGGUCCUGCUGGUAAUGAUGGGACUCCUGGACGAGAUGGAGCUGUGGGUGAAAGGGGUGAUCGUGGUGAGCCUGGACCUGCAGGACUUCCUGGUUCUCAGGGUAUUUCAGGCACCCCAGGGCCAGUUGGACUUCCAGGGGAUCCAGGACAAAGAGGUGAACCAGGUUCACGAGGCCCAGUAGGUCCUCCUGGUCGUGCUGGAAAACGAGGUUUGCCCGGUCCCCAAGGUCCUCGUGGUGACAAAGGUGACAACGGUGAUCGAGGGGACAGGGGACAGAAAGGUCAUCGAGGUUUCACUGGCCUUCAGGGUCUCCCUGGACCUCCUGGACCUACUGGUGAACAAGGCAGUGCUGGGAUUCCAGGCCCGUUUGGCCCAAGAGGUCCUCCAGGUCCAGUUGGGCCUUCAGGUAAAGAAGGAAAUCCUGGACCACAUGGACCAGUUGGGCCUCCUGGUGUAAGAGGGACUUUGGGAGAAGCAGGACCUGAGGGUCCUCCUGGUGAUCCUGGCCCUCCAGGCCCACCAGGUCCCGCUGGCCACCUUACUGCCGCAAUUGGUGACAUUAUGGGACAUUAUGAUGAUGGUCUAGCAGAUCCACCACCUGAGUUCACUGAAGAUGAAGCUGCUCCAGAUGACAGCAAUAAAACAGAUCCAGGAGUCCAUGCCACAUUGAAGUCACUGAGUAGCCAGAUUGAAACAAUGCGCAGCCCUGAUGGAUCCAAGAAACACCCAGCCCGUACUUGUGAUGAUCUGAGGCUAUGCCAUCCAUCCCAAAAGAGUGGAGAAUAUUGGAUUGACCCUAAUCAGGGCUGUGUGGAAGAUGCAAUCAAAGUAUUCUGCAAUAUGGAAACAGGAGAAUCGUGUAUAGCUGCAAAACCAGCUAUUAUUCCACGUAAAACAUGGUGGACAAGUAAAUCAUCUGAUCUAAAACCAAUAUGGUAUGGGCUUGAUAUGAACAAAGGUUCACAGUUUGUUUAUGGCGAUAAUCACUCACCCAACACAGUGGUCACGCAAAUGACUUUCCUGCGCUUACUCUCCAAAGAGGCCUCUCAGAAUAUCACCUACCACUGCAAAAACAGUAUAGGCUACAUGGAUGACCAAGCCAAGACCCUGAAGAAGGCUGUGGUGCUGAAGGGAGCCAAUGACCUUGAGAUGAGAGCUGAAGGAAAUAGCCGUUUUAGAUACACUGUCCUUUCUGACACCUGCUCUAAACACAAUGGAAAUGUGGGCAGCACAGUCUUUGAAUACAGAACACAGAAUGUGGCACGCUUACCUAUCAUUGAUAUUGCCCUGAUAGAUGUUGGACGUGCAGACCAAGAAUUUGGAGUAGAGAUUGGACCAGUUUGUUUUGUGUAAAAAAAAAAAAAAUAAAGAAGCAAAUAAGUAAAUACGUAAAUAAAUAAAUGGGCUUAUCUUUUAAAAGCAUUGCGGAUGACAGCGGCACCAACAGAACGCAAGAACUUAGACUGAGUGAAGUUAAUCCUGAGACUCUUGAAGCUAUGGCUGAUAUUGUAAUCAGCAGUGUAUAUAACAGUUCUUUCUAACUCCUUGGCCGCCUUUAGUGUAUUUAUUUUACUUACAAACCUUCGGUCUCACUGUCCAGGUCAACAUUUUAAUGAAGUAAAUACUACUUUAAAAUGACAAGUGACCAGAUCUGGAUCUAAAAUAACAACAGUAAUUCAAAACUAAUCUUUGUUUCCUAAUUAGAAAUGGCAAUAAUGAUUUUUUGGAGGUUCUGCUCAACUUUAAAAAGCGUAAUUCAUAUAAUGGAAGUAUGUUAAACAGCAGUAGGAAAUAAGUAAGAGAUUCAGAUUUUCAUAUCAAGAUUACCACUCCACCAAUGCAGUGCCAUAGGGCACCUCCACAGGCAAUCAUCGCCCUUGCUCAAACUGAGGCAUCUGUAUGAUCCCAUACUAUCCUCAGCUCAGCAGCUGUGAAUUUCAAACACAGUUGAAACAAUAUCCCUUUUGAUAUGCAGAUGUUUUGGAGAGUGGUUUCCCUUUGGUUACAUCACCCCAGCUUCUGAACUUCACCCAGUCUCUUCCAAUAGAGGUUUAGCCGCUGUGACAUCUUAACAAAAUGCAGUUAUCUUGCAGAACCUUAAAAUACAGCAGGGGGACACUCCACAGCCUUUCCCAAGAAACCAUUAGGAUUUGUGGGGGGCAGUCACUGGAGAAAUGCAGACAUGAAAUUCAGAUCUGCUGGGGCACUGAUUGAAUAUUGUAUUUUGCUGCCAGGGCAGAUAGAGACUACACAGGUUGGCUCAGGAUUAUCUCAUGGUUUCAAGACCAGGAGCAGUGCAGAUGAUCCAUGGGUCAGUUUCAGAUUGAUUCUUAGAAACUGGGGAAUGAAAAUGGUGGCAAGAACCCAUAGAUUGCAACAUAAUAAUGUGAUGCUCUACUGUCUAUUUAGAAGCAUCUCCCACUGAAUUCAGUAGGCUUUGUUCCUGGAUAAGUAGGUAUAGGUUUGCCAGGCAAUAGGUACUAGACGCUGGCUACACUCUUGAGGAAGAUCAUUAUUCACAUUACUGAAGCCACUCCCUAAAAAAAUGUGUUUCUGCAACUAGUCACAGCAGAUGAUGGAAGUGAAUCAGUCUUCCUCAACAUGAUGCACUCUAGGUGUGUUGGAUGUUAAAUCCUUUAAUUCUGCAAUCAGCAUUGGUGAUCAUGGAAACUAAACAUCUGGACAAUAGGUUGAGAAAGCUUGAAGAAGAUAAUAUAUAUGUUUUUAAGGCUUAUAAUUCUGAGGUGUCCCAGAGUUCAGAGCUUGCUAUCUCAUUCCAUAAAUCUAUAAUCCAAAAAAAUGUGUUUUCCAAAGUAAGUUUCAGAAUCAACACUUAAAGAUUUUGGUUGAGAGGAUUAGUUGUUGACUAAUUCUCAAGCCAGCAGGGCCAUUACUGAGAAUUUUGGUGGUUGGAGUGGACACAACACAGAUUGUGGAAGGUUGUCCCAACUCCUUCAAGUAUAUUGUCCAGUUAUGUGUGUUGUUGUUUAUUCCCAUGUAUUAAUCCCAAAUCAGGUAUUAACAUAAAUAUUAGAGUUUUACUGUGGCUGAGAUAAUUGUUUCACUCAACAACUGGUCAUGCAUCAUCAGAAAUUGUGACAUGGCAUGUCUUGAUUUAUUAGGACAAACCAAGGGUCCAUCAUUUCUUAGCAUGAGCUACCUCAUCUCUAGAAGCUGGGAUGCAUUUAAUAAUCUAGUGUUAAUUCUAGAUACGACAAGGUGCUAUGCUUCUGUUAUAAUUCCAAGAAUGGAGAUACACAGGGCAAUGUAAUAAUGAAGUAAUAAUAAUUAUUAAAAUGUUUUCUUUUUGAAAAAAGGGAAUGGUGCUAAAAUGGUUUCUGUACAAUCCUGCAAAAAUAAAUAUAUUGUCAUCAACCUUUUCUUUUUUUAAUAGAAUUUAGAUACUACAUUUUUGGUGUCUGGGAAAAAUUCUUAUACAUUAUGUUCCUUUCUCUUAUUGUUUUAUGAUCUACAGAAUGGGGUGUACAUCACCAUAUUUUAUUUUCCAUGGAGCAUUUGGCUACAAACCUAGUUCUUCAAUUGGUUUCUUUGUUGAAGACCUAUGUUCUCCUGUUUCUUGUUUGUUUGUUUUUCUAAAGAAACACACACACAAAAAGAAAAGCCAUACACAUAGCUUUAUUCAUGUAUCUUUGCAAAACAUUUAAUUAAAUACAAAUUUCAUGUUGA